This is a messenger RNA of Macrosiphum euphorbiae (potato aphid), 426 nucleotides long. The record is from the annotation of a GenBank genome assembly. NCBI's taxonomy places the organism in Eukaryota, Metazoa, Arthropoda, Insecta, Hemiptera, Aphididae.
AUGGAUGAACUGCCUGAAGAAAUAUUUCCUCUCUUGGAAUGGUUUGAAGAAAACUACAUCGGUACAGUUGUAAGAAAUCGUCGUCGAAACCCACUUUUCCCCCCUAUAAUUUGGAACGUUCAUGAUCGCGUACUUAAUAAAGACGAUCGAACAAAUAAUCAUGCAGAAGCGGCAAAUCAUCGUCUUAAUCUACAAAUGGCAGUUGACCAUCCGACACUAUGGGCAUUUAUAUCAUGUUUAAGGAGAAUACAAAGUGGCCGAGACACCUUCUUUUGCCAAUUAGAAACAGGCAAAAGUCCACCAAAAAAGAAAAAAAAAUACAUUGACGUCGAUAAACGUAUUUUAAAAUUAGUCUGCGAUUAUGAUAAUCGUAAUAUUAUGAGCUUUUUAAGAGGGAUAGCACAUAAUUUAAGUAAGAUGACCUGA